AGUUCUGUUAGUUUAUAAUGGUUGUUGACUAUGCUGGAAAGUAGGUUUUAAAUUAGUGUGUGAUUGGCCUCGUGCCCUGCACUGAAGGAGCACCCAGGGUGCUGGGUGUGGAAGGAAUGCUAUGAACAAGUGGUCCUGUAACGCAAACACUCGAGCAAGCGUUGAAGCAAUUUAUUAGAAGCCUCCUUAAACAAUGUCAGCAAUGGUCACACAACUUUCUUACAGCAUCAAUGAGAAGUUACAUUUAGAUGAUUCUACUUUCCCAUCCAUACCACAACAGCAGCAUCAUAGACCAGAAUCAUCAGUUCCCACAGCAAAACCAUCUACCUCAAAAAACUUGAAAUUUGCUCAAAAAGAACAUGGACAAUGGAGUCCGCCGGUAUCGAAUGUUUCUCCUUCUCAUGAUGGCACGUCUACCUCAUCUAACAAUGCUGAGAAAUAUUUCCAGGGAAGUGGAACGUCCGUGGUUGGGGUAGCUUUGCCGAGACAUAAACCUCAAAGGUCGAUUGUAUUUUCCACGCGCAGCAUCAAACCAGUAGCUUUGGUUAAAACACAGUUAAGCAACCAUGAAGAAACCACGAUACAUGAUUUGCGAUCUACCAGCUACAGGGAAACAAGGAAAUCUUUUUCAGCAGCUCAAUAUAAUAGAUUGGAAAAAUGGUCUGUACCUAAACCCCCCCAACCCACAUUAAAUGAAACUGUAGCAGACAAUACAGAUUGCAGUAAACCUAACACUUCAGCAAACCAACUUGACAAAUUUCCAAGUAUAGUGGGCAAGAGUUGUAUAUUACAUUCUCCAGUUAAAUCCUCGCAAGUAUUAGCGGACAACCCACCCAACAAGCGUCAUUGUCGCUCUGUGUCCGAACCAGAUGAAAUGUUGGACAAAUUCAGCCCCAACUCUUCCCCCAUAUUUUCUUCCUGGAACCCAUCAUCCCAAUCCUCAAGAGUUUGGGUUCCGAUCCGGAAGUUGGGGAACAGAAGAGCUUACUCCGCAAAUAAUUCUCGUUCCCUUGGAGAUUGCUCAAGGUCCCUCGACUGCGCAAGUUUAUGUUCUGAAAGCUCCACCACCCAAGACUCGUUGCUCACUCCCCCCUCAUCCCCUGUUCCUCGACCCGCAUCCGUCACUGUGAUCAAGAGAGGAGGAGCUUGGACUUUUCUCUCAUCCCAGCACUCCCUCUCGGAGCAUUCGAGCUUCAGUCCUCUUUCAUCUCCGAGCUGCAACAUCUCUUCCCCCCUCUCCUCAAGAUCAGCUCAUGGCAUCACGAGUUCAAGUUUAUCAGCGACAAAACGAAGCCUCUCGUUUUCAGAGGACUUUGAAUACAGAGCGAGCAUCCAGUAUACUCCAACCUCAACCCCUGAGUUAGAACGCAGGUUUGAUGGUUUCAAUUCAUCAAGGAAAGGAGGAUUACUUCGAUGUCAAUCUCAUCCAUCCGAUCUCAACAUGAAGAAAAAAGGAAGAAGAAGAUUAACGAGCAGGUUGUCACACCGACCGACACUUGACUUUGCAAAAAUGAAGCAGACAUCUAUAAACAGAAGGAAGAGCAGGGAAACGAGGUGCUGUGCCAAUACAAAGGACGGCAACAAGUUAAUACAGAACAAAGAUGUGUCUCCGAUUGAACCCGUUUUUCCUUCCAGUUUAGUAGUACACGAUGCUCCCAGGAAAGGCAAACUGGUGGAACCUGUUAUGUCUCGGUACUCUCCCCCUAUCAUGUUUUCUAUUGGAUGUACGAGGGUACCGAAUUCGAACCCCACCAAAGAAGAUACGUCAUAUAUUGAUGAAGUAGUCGCGGAACAAGAUGACGUCAUUAUGGAGACGAGAGUGGCGUCAUUCGAACGCGAUUGCGCCGAUUUGAAUGUUGACGCGAUAGAAAACGAGGAAUUUUCGGAUUGAUGGUUACUGAACUUUCCAUUUUACCUCUCAACGAGCUGAUGACGUCAUAAAAAUAAGCUUAAUGACGUCAUGCGACCUCAUACAGUAUCAAGGGUUUUACGCAAGGAGUCCCAAUCUAGAGAUUAGAUGACGUCACUAGUUCAGUGACGUCAUUAGUCACGUGUCGCAUUCGAGCCGCAUAAUCAGGUAGUAGCGUUGUGUUCCAAAAUCUUUAAGUGCUUGAAAUUUUAUUUCCUUGUUAUGUUUUUUUGCGUUACGUGUAAAUAUGUUAUGACGUCAUAAUUAGUUCGAACGCUCAACAAUCGUUGAAGGUGUCACGUCAUUAUUGUGCUUAGAUAGUAGUGCCUUUGUUUCGUAACAACUUGACAAUAACCGUCUACACAAACGGAUGUAAAUUAGGGAAAUUUUUACACAAAUUUAUAUUUUGCACAUUUGGGACCGUGGGUGUUUUCCACUUAGUGACGUAACAAUGAGCAUUAUUCGGUUUAUAUUGCUGGUUCUACCUGACUUGUUUUUCCUCAACUAUUUGCUUAACAAUGCAUUUCAAUACAAAGUUGUUCAAACUAUUGGACACGUAUUUGAAAUUUGUUUUUAUUUAAUACAAACCCGAUACAAG
Molecule: messenger RNA, 2507 nt
Organism: Ciona intestinalis (vase tunicate)
Lineage: Eukaryota; Metazoa; Chordata; Ascidiacea; Phlebobranchia; Cionidae
Biological process (GO): protein import into nucleus
Cellular component (GO): nucleus
Source: RefSeq, a predicted model, not a curated record